Molecule: messenger RNA, 987 nt
Organism: Chlorella variabilis
Lineage: Eukaryota; Viridiplantae; Chlorophyta; Trebouxiophyceae; Chlorellales; Chlorellaceae
Exons: 6
Coding region: 1-987 (328 amino acids)
Biological process (GO): double-strand break repair via homologous recombination
Cellular component (GO): replication fork; Rad51B-Rad51C-Rad51D-XRCC2 complex
Molecular function (GO): ATP binding; ATP-dependent DNA damage sensor activity; DNA binding
Source: RefSeq, a predicted model, not a curated record
AUGGAGGGGGUAAAUGAGGGCUCCGAUGCCGAGGAGGAGGCGCGCCGCUUCCUGCAGCCCGACGAGACAGCGGGGCAGCUGCUGGCUCGGACUUAUGUGGAGCCGCUGCACACCGGCCUGCCGCUCAUCGAUCGAUUCCUCGCCUUUCGAGGCGGGCAGGUGCUUGAGGUUGCCUCGGCGGCGGGCGCCGGGCGCACCACCGCGCUGCUGCAGGUGGCAGCCACAUGCAUCCUGCCGCAGGUGGCUGGCGGCGUGACGUUCGGCGGCAAGGGCGCGGGCGUGCUGUUCUUGGAUUUGGAUGCCAAGCUGGACCUAGUGCGGCUGCUGGAGAUGCUGGACACACGCAUCUUUGCGGCGCAGCAGGCGGCGGGGGUGCUGGAGCCAGACACGAUGCCCGUGCUGGCAGACUGCUUGAGCCGCUUCCACUUGGUGCGCUGCCACGGCAGUUUCGAGAUGCUGGCGGCGUUGUGUUCUGCACAGCCUACCCUUGAUGCCCUGGCGGCGGCGCCCGGUGGUCUGGCAUGCCUGCUGCUGGACAAUGUGGCCACCCACUACUACCUCGACAGAUCAGCGCGGGGCCCGCCGUCGGGUGGCAUCGGGGCGGCGAGCAGCUUGUUUGGUGGCGUGCCAGACCUGGCGCGAGAGGGGGCGCCCCUCACCCUCUUCCGCGUGCAUGCUGCGCUGGCUGCCGAGCUUCGGGCGCUGCAGCGGCGCUACCGCUUGCCAAUCAUCGCCUCCAAGCACCUGGUGCUGCCAGGUGGCAGGGAGGCAGACAAGGAUGGCUGGGCACACCGCGAUCCCAUGAUGAAGCCCUGGCAGGACCUGGUGACGCACCGGCUGCUGCUGCGCUCAGAUGGCGGUAGCAGGAGCAGCAACAGUGGGGGAGGAGGCAGAGCGGGUGUGGUGCGGCUGGCCAAGUGGCAUGCGCCAGAGGACCCUGCUGUCAUCCGCUUUGAGAUUCGCUCUGAGGGCAUCCUGCUGUCCUAG